AUGAACUUGCUCAAAGACUUGCUCCGGACGAAGCGCCAGGCGUUCCUGGCCCAGCGGCUCGAGCAAAAAGAAUUGUGCGAGAGCCAGCUCGAACUGCGCCGACAACGCGGCGUUGGCAUGGACGCCAGCACGGUGUUAGCGCUCGACAACUUGCGCUUUGAAAAGUCGCAAUUUCUCAUGCUACGGUGCAUCUCCGAAGCAGACAUGCUCGGGCUCAUGGGAGAAGCCGAGAGCCAGGCAACGCAACGCGUGAGCAUUGGCCUCGACGGCACCCAACCUGCCGUCCUUGACACGGUUUGA
This is a messenger RNA of Aphanomyces invadans, 300 nucleotides long. RefSeq lists its product as hypothetical. The record is from RefSeq and is a predicted model, not a curated record. NCBI's taxonomy places the organism in Eukaryota, Oomycota, Saprolegniomycetes, Saprolegniales, Verrucalvaceae. The transcript is spliced from 3 exons. Bases 1 to 300 code for a protein of 99 amino acids.